This is a messenger RNA of Chelmon rostratus (copperband butterflyfish), 3136 nucleotides long. RefSeq names its product glutamine-rich protein 1-like. The record is from RefSeq and is a predicted model, not a curated record. The transcript has 12 exons. Bases 438 to 2840 code for a protein of 800 amino acids. NCBI's taxonomy places the organism in Eukaryota, Metazoa, Chordata, Actinopteri, Chaetodontiformes, Chaetodontidae.
AGCAGUCUGGAGAGGAGCCGCGUUGUUUUCGGGGCCUAUACUUCCGUCAUUUUAUAUCUCACUGGAUAAACACAGAGGAGGGGUUUUUUCUGCAUGUAACCGUGUGGCGCAAACUGUCGUAAUACCGUUCGGGAUUCAAUUGGAUAAAUAAAUCAGUGCUUUGCCGGAGCUAGGAAACUUAUUUUACACCGAAAGCUGCCCGGAUCUCGCCCCGAAAUAAGCAGACGUCAGACGUCGCUUGCUCGUUGCCGCUGUUAAAUUUCUAUCGCAAUCUAAUCACAGCAUUGUUUACGGGAUUACACUGCCGCUACAUGCACUAUGUAGCCAAGUGAAUGGCAUGCUGGUGGUAGCUGUUAGACGUUUAUCGGCUUUUUAGUUUUAAACACCGUGCCUUGGCGGAAAGGAGAGGAUUUCGUUUUAUUUAAGGUCAACUGACGAUGAAUGAGCAGGAGAGUGGGGUGGUCUCCUUUGAUGAGUAUGUGCGGCAGAAGGCCCGCACUGUGCCUCAGCACAGGAUGAAGGAGUUCCUGGAGUCUCUCGCCAAGGGCCCAGAGGUGCUGCAGGAGUUCAGCCAGCAGGGAGGGGCGUCCACCACCACAGCCAUGGUGUACCAGCAGCAGGGUUCCAACUGCAUCUACACCGACAGCACUGAGGUAGCUGGCUCUCUCUUGGAGCUGGCUUGUCCGGUACAGGUGACCUCGGCAGACAUUUCACCUCAUCUGUCUGUGCAUCAGGAGCCUGAACAGCAACUUCAAGUGCAGGUUCAGAUUCAGGAGCAGCAGGGCCAGGCAGUAGGCCAGGUUCUUCAGGUGGCCUCCCCCUCUCAGCAGGACCUACAGGGAAUCUCAGCAGCCCAGCUUGUCCAGCAGGGAGAGCUCACAGAGGAGCAGCAGCAGCAGAUUCAGGCGCAGUUGGUUGCUGCUGUAGCCGGAGGACAACAAAUCCAGUUGUCAAGUGGCCAACAAAUCCAGUUACAAGGAACACAGCAUAUUCAGCUGCCAGGGGGGCAGCAAAUUCAACUUCAGGCUGGCCAACAGAUUCAACUACAGGGUGGCCAGCAGAUUCAGUUACAGGGUGGCCAGCAGAUUCAGUUACAGGGUGGCCAGCAGAUUCAACUACAGGGUGGCCAGCAGAUUCAACUACAGGGUGGCCAGCAGAUUCAACUACAGGGUAGCCAGCAGAUUCAGCUACAGGGUGGCCAGCAAAUUCAGCUGCCAGGGGGCCAACAGAUCCAGAUCCAGACCAUAGAGGCAAUGUCUCCUUCGCAGCAACAGGACUCUCUCAAGGAGGCAGAGAGGAGGUCCGGCACUGUCUCAACUGUCGUCCAACCAGCCAAGAAGCGUAAGGUGGAUGUCCCUCUAGCUGUGUCAUAUGCCGUUACACAGGGCCAGCAGGUGGCCACUGUUCUUGCCAUCCCUCAAGGGCAGCAGCAAAGCUAUGUGUCCCUACGACCAGAUUUGCUCACUGUCGACAGCGCUCAGCUGUACAGCGCUACAGGAACAAUCACAGGUCCCACAGGUGAGACCUGGACCAUCCCUGUUUACUCCACUCCACAGCAGCAGGGUGUCACUCACAUUGCCAUACCACAGGAGACAUACAACACAGUGCAAGUUACCACCGCCAAUGGUAAGGAAAAAUUGUCCCCCAGUACCUCAGCAAGGUCUGCAGAUGUGCAGUCGGCCUCCGCUGGGACACAGGAAGAAAUAGUACAGACCCUGUUCCCUGCGCAGUUUAUGAACGGGAACAUUCACAUCCCUGUGGCAGUGCAGACUGUAGGAGGGACUUACAACACUACACAGUCGGUACACAUAUGGGACCCAAAUCAACAACAGGGCCAAGGUGAAGAGGAACAGCAGCUCCAUCUGCAGGGUCACACAGAGACGGAGGCUCAUGCUGAACCUCCCACAGAGAUUCUGGUUCCUGUCUGUCUAAAGCCUGAGGAAGGCCUGGAGGUCUGGCGCCUUUGGGCAAAGCGAAAAAAUGAGGAGAUGAACAAGCAGGAAAAGGCAACACUUGCACCUAUUGGCCGUCGUCAGCCCCUGCGUUUUCAAGAAGACUUGGUGUCCAGUGCCGUAGCCGAGCUAAACUUGGGUCUUUCCCUGAUGACGCACGAGGCACGAGGAUCAGACGAAGAACAAUUUGCAUCCGAUGUUCUAUACUAUGUUUUCUUGUGUAUACAAAAGUAUCUCUGCGAAAAUGGACGUGUGGAUGAUAUUUUCUCUGAUCCGUAUUACACACGUUUUUGUGGGUGUUUACACAAAAUCCUGGAUGGUUGGAAACCCAGUGUUCAUCCUUUAGGUUAUAUCAUUCCAAGCCACGUGACAGAGGAGAUGCUGUGGGAGUGUAAACAGCUUGGUGCACAUUCACCAGCCACAUUGCUCACAACUCUAAUGUAUUUCAACACUAAGCAUUUCCGCCUGACGACACCUGAGCAGCACCUGAAAGUAGCUUUCACCAAGGUCCUGAGAAACACGAGGAAGAACCCAGCUAACGCCAAGGACAAAGCAACCAGUAUCCGCCUUCUCAAAGGACAAGGUCCCCACAGUGCAGGACAGAAAGGAGCAGAUGAAAUGUAUGAAGAGCAGGUCGAGGAUCCUGAAAAUCCUCUUCGCUGCCCCAUCAAACUUUAUGACUUUUACCUCUUCAAAUGCCCUCAAAGCGUUAAGGGACGCAACGACGCAUACUACAUGACUCCAGAGCCCGUUGUUGCACCCAACAGCCCGAUGUGGUACUCGUCUCAGCCCCUCACGGGUCAGCAGGUGGAGCACAUGCUGGCCCGCAUCAUUGUGGUCCGAGAGAUCCAGGAGAUCAUCAGUGCCGGUUCAGACAACAUGAGCUAAACUGAGAGGACUGGCUGGACUCAUGGGAACUAGCUCUCCAGACACUGACUGUUGACUAUGCAGUAUCCAUCCUGACUCUAUAAACCUCAAUGAUUAUCUCAAAUCAAAUGGAACAGCUUCUGAAACAAUCAUCUCUCUCUGAGGAGUGUAUCAUGACAGCAAAGAUGUUUUUUUUCCUCUUCUUACAUUUUUUUUGUUUUCAGCUGAUGCGGUGGCCUGUUCUUUCUCUUGACUACCUUUGUAAGCCAUUGCCUCUGUAACCUUUGAAAGGGCAAGUAAAGGAGGCUUUAGUCUCA